GUCAGUUUAGUGUGCACCAAAACAAAAGAGAGCUCAGACUUCACAAUUCACAUAACUUCACUUUUAUCAAUAAUCGAGCAGGUUAUUGAAUUUUGAGGUCUCGGUAUUACUGUAAUUUUGAUUAAUAAGCUAAUGGAUUUAACGCAAGCUGAUUUUGAGCUUAAAGAGAUUCAGACGCUCCGCGGUCACACCGAUAGGGUUUGGAGUCUCGCCUGGAAUCCCGCCACCGGUAACGGCGAUUCCCCGGCUGUUUUUGCUUCUUGUAGUGGCGAUAAAACUGUUCGAAUCUGGCAGCAGAAUCCUUCUUCUCUCUCUUUUGAUUGCAAGGCAGUUUUGGAAGAAACUCACACUAGAACUGUUCGAUCUUGUGCUUGGUCACCAACUGGGAAAUUGUUGGCCACUGCAAGCUUUGAUGCCACUACUGCUAUUUGGGAAAAUGUUGGAGGCGAUUUUGAAUGUGUUUCUACUUUAGAGGGUCAUGAAAAUGAAAUCAAAAGUGUUUCCUGGAAUGCUUCUGGGUCUCUGCUUGCAACAUGCAGUCGAGAUAAAACUGUGUGGAUCUGGGAAGUAAUGCCAGGGAAUGAAUUUGAGUGUGCUUCAGUAUUGCAAGGACAUACGCAGGAUGUUAAAAUGGUCAAAUGGCAUCCAACACUUGACAUUUUGUUUUCAUGUAGCUAUGAUAACACUAUUAAGGUUUGGGCUGAGGAGGGUGACGGCGAUGGUGAUUGGCACUGUGUCCAAACCUUGGGUGAAUCUAACAAUGGUCACACUUCUACAGUUUGGGCACUUUCUUUUAAUGGCCAAGGAGACAGAAUGGUUACCUGUAGUGAUGAUCUCACUCUAAAGAUAUGGGAAACAGAUAAUGGAAGAAUGGUUUCUGGUGAUGACUAUGCACCUUGGAAUCACGUUUGCACACUCUCAGGUUAUCAUGAUCGAACAAUUUUUUCAGUUCACUGGUCAAGGGAUGGUAUUAUAGCCAGUGGAGCGGCUGAUGAUGCUAUUCGAUUAUUUGUUGAAAGUAAAGAUGAUUUGGAUAAUGGUUCUUCGUGCAGUCUAUUAUUAAAAAGAGAAAAGGCUCAUGAUAUGGACAUAAAUUCAGUGCAAUGGGGCCCUGGGGAUAACCGGCUUCUAGCUUCAGCAAGUGAUGAUGGAACAAUUAAGAUAUGGCAGCUGAAAACAUUAACCUGAUAGAACGGUUUGAGUAUUACUAUUUUUACGCCUUGUUCAUUAAGGUAUGCGAUGUGCAUGAUUGAUAAGUUGUAGCCAACCUUCUUAGUCAUGUUCAUGGCUGGCUAAAACAUUAGAUAUCAUGAUAGUUUUUUUUUUCCUUCAUAUGAUCAAGAAAUUUAUUUAUGUAAAUGCAAAUUGUCACAAUAAUUUGCCUUGUAAAAUUGUUGAAUUGUGAAAACACUGAGCUGGCAAUUUUGCCAAACAGUUUUGAUCCUCAUGAGAUCAAUCUCCUGUCCCUUCCCAUUUAUGCAGAAAUAUUUCCAUA
Molecule: messenger RNA, 1495 nt
Organism: Mercurialis annua (annual mercury)
Lineage: Eukaryota; Viridiplantae; Streptophyta; Magnoliopsida; Malpighiales; Euphorbiaceae
Product: protein CIA1
Exons: 10
Coding region: 133-1188 (351 amino acids)
Biological process (GO): iron-sulfur cluster assembly
Cellular component (GO): cytosolic [4Fe-4S] assembly targeting complex
Molecular function (GO): protein binding
Source: RefSeq, a predicted model, not a curated record